Messenger RNA from Anopheles merus, 1968 nucleotides. RefSeq names its product serendipity locus protein beta-like. The coding region runs from base 522 to 1778 and encodes 418 amino acids. The transcript is spliced from 5 exons. Gene Ontology annotation, molecular function: DNA-binding transcription factor activity; RNA polymerase II cis-regulatory region sequence-specific DNA binding; zinc ion binding. The record is from RefSeq and is a predicted model, not a curated record. Lineage: Eukaryota; Metazoa; Arthropoda; Insecta; Diptera; Culicidae. Gene Ontology annotation, cellular component: nucleus. Gene Ontology annotation, biological process: regulation of transcription by RNA polymerase II.
GUUCCCCCAGGGCUGGGAGUCGUCUGGAAUCAUUGUCGUCUGGAAUCAUAGUCGUCAGGGUCAGAGUCGUCCGGAGUCUUCCGUAGUCGUCCGGAGUUGAUUGGAGUCAUAGUCGUCAGGGUCGGAGCCGUCCGGAAUCAUCUGGAGUCGUCAUCUGGAGUCGUCCAAAGUCAUUUGGAGUUGUCGGGGGUCGUCCGGAGUUGUCCGGAGUCGGAGUCGUCCAGGGUUGUCUGGAGUCAUAGUCGUCAGCGUCGGAGUCGUCCGAAGUCGUUUGAAGUCGGAGUCUUCCGGAGUUGGUUGCGAAAUUAUCGGAGUCGGAUUGUUAACGACUCCGGAAUUUUGCCAACUUUACCCAUCACUAUUGCAGAUCCUAUUGUGAUUUUCAAUUUCUCAAGGUCAUUUUCCACCAAAAACGCAAACGGAACACUGUUCACGAUUCCAUUGAAAACCCCCAAUUCGGAUGUAGGCCAGCAAACGAGUACACCCGGGACAUGUCAUAAUUUGCACCGAUCACCAUCACGAUGGAGUGCGCGGUUCCGGAUGAAUUAAUAAAUGUGUGCCGGUUUUGCUUGUGCGAGGACGAUGAUUGUUUGAUUCCUAUCGAGGAUUUGCUCGACUUUGAAAUUACAACGGAAGAUUUAGAACGAUUCUCCGGGAUAGAGAUAAACGACGACAACAAGGCAACGUUCUCAGUAUGUAUGGACUGUACCAGCAAGCUGAAAGUAUCAGCCACCUUCCGCAACACGUGCCUCAAAAAUGAUCCGCUUUUUCGCGAUCUGUACAAAGUGCUGGUUGCUAGCGGCAAGGAAAGGCUGCAGAAAGUCGUCGCUCGUAUCGAGCUAUCGGAUACAGACGAUGGAAUGGACGAUGAAGACGCUCAAACCAAACCGGUGGUAAUCUAUCUAAACGAUCCCCUGUGGAAACCAUCGAAACAAAGCGUACCGGAAGUACCUUCCGAGCCGAAGCUGCCGAAACGAUCAGUCGAAAUUCCGGCAAUGAUUACGGAUGACGACGAUGCUACCCAGCACAGUGAAGCGUUUUCGUGCACAAGCACCACCGAUGAGGUUGUGUGCGAUGGCGAGCUCUUUGCGUACUCGGCCAACUACAUCGAGCCGGGCGAGGUACUGUUCGAUCCGAACGAGAUGUGGCAGAUGUUUAUCGAUUGGGGCGGUAGCUUAAACCCACCACCUCCUCCCGACGUUCCGUAUGUCUAUGUAAAGGGAAAGCGCAAAUUCCACAUGUGCGAGAUAUGCGGGCUUUUUGUAAAUUGCCUUCGGCGACAUUAUGAUAAUCACAGCGAGGAGCCAGCGUACAGUUGCCCACACUGUCCGGUAAAGAUGAAGCAGAAGAGCAACAUCUCCCAGCACAUACUGCAAGUUCAUCUCCGAAAGCCGAAUAAAACGUGCAAAAUAUGCGACAAAAGCUUCAUUCAUCACAAGACGUACCGAUACCAUAUGCUCACUCACGAGGGAGAAGGAAAAACGUUCGAAUGUCCGGACUGUGAGAAAACCUUCCCGAACGCCAUCUACUUACGGGAUCACGUAAAUCGGCUUCAUAACGCAGCGAAAGCAGCGAAGAAACCCCAGGAACCAGGAGAAAAGAAAACGAAACCGAUCGCAAAUGCAGUCAGCCAAAGUAAUAGUUCGCCAGACACCUUAGUCACGUGUCGUUCGUCCCGGUACGGUGCACUAGCACAAAUUCAAACCGUACCCGAAUUUACUACGAAUUUUAUUAUCUUUUUUCGAUUCGGUUGUUUCUAUCCAAACGUUGGAUGGUAAAUUACAACACCGAUACGUUUCUUUUAUAACAUUACGUGUAAACAUUCUUUCGAGAAAUUCUUCGAUAGCCCUGUGAAUAUUAUAGUAUUACUGUCGACGCGAUCAACAAUGAUGAUGAGUACCAUUUGUAAGGAGUUGUUGUUGUUUUCCAUGAAGCGCCAUCCGAAAUGUAGCGCAAGUUCAACUUAAA